Orycteropus afer afer is the source of this 1230-nucleotide messenger RNA. It is a transcript of the gene KERA, whose product is annotated as keratocan. Gene Ontology annotation, molecular function: protein binding. The record is from RefSeq and is a predicted model, not a curated record. Lineage: Eukaryota; Metazoa; Chordata; Mammalia; Tubulidentata; Orycteropodidae.
GUUCCUGGUAACAGGUCAGAGCAGGUUUUACUUUUACUGUUAGGAGGCUUGAGAACAUAUAAUAAAAACAAAGGGUUUUCAGUCAAAAUUUUAUCUUUAAACAGCUUUUUAGCAAACUUCAGACCCAGACCCAAGACUCAACGAAAUAUUCCUGGAGAGCAAGGUAUCAUAAUGGCAACCACAAUCUGUUUCAUCAUCUGGGCAUUACUCAUAUCUGAUACAGUAUGGACUCGAAGCGUGAGGCAGGUUCAGGAAGUGAAUGAGCCAGAGUAUUGGAAUGUGGAUGACUUUGAUUGUCCCAUGGAAUGUUUCUGUCCCCCCAGUUUCCCUACUGCUUUAUACUGUGAAAAUCGAGGCCUUAAAGAAAUUCCUGUCAUCCCUUCAAGGAUCUGGUACCUUUAUCUUGAAAACAACCUGAUAGAAACCAUCCCUGAGAAGCCAUUUGCAAAUGCCACCCAGCUGAGAUGGAUAAAUCUAAACAAGAACAAAAUAACCAAUUAUGGGAUUGAAAAAGGAGCCCUGAGCCAGUUGAAGAAGCUGCUUUUCUUAUUUCUGGAAGAUAAUGAGCUGGAGGAGGUACCUUCUCCAUUGCCAAGAAGUUUAGAGCAAUUACAACUAGCUAGAAACAAGGUGUCCAGAAUUCCUCAAGGGACCUUCAGCAAUCUGGAGAACCUGACCCUUCUUGAUCUGCAGCAUAAUAAACUCUUAGACAACGCCUUUCAAAGAGACACAUUUAAGGGACUUAAGAACCUCAUGCAACUAAAUAUGGCCAAGAAUGCCCUGAAGAAUAUGCCACCAAGAUUGCCAGCCAAUACAAUGCAACUGUUUUUAGACAACAACUCCAUUGAAGGAAUACCAGAAAAUUAUUUUAAUGUGAUUCCUAAAGUGGCCUUUCUGAGACUAAACCAUAACAAAUUAUCCGAUGCAGGUCUCCCUUCAAGUGGUUUUGAUGUAUCAUCAAUUCUAGAUCUUCAACUGUCUCACAACCAACUCACAAAGGUCCCCCGAAUCAGUGCCCAUCUGCAGCACCUUCACCUUGAUCAUAACAAAAUCAAAAGUGUGAAUGUCUCUGUAAUAUGUCCUACUCCUUCCGCUCGGCCAGAAGAACAAGACUUGUUCCGUUAUGGACCUCGUCUUAGCUACCUCCGUCUGGAUGGAAAUGAAAUCAAGCCACCAAUUCCCAUGGAUUUAAUGACCUGCUUCAGGCUCCUGCAAGCUGUCAUUAUUUAA